AACAUGCCAGGAAACAUGCCGGAACCACAACCUUGACGGGGACGUGCAUUUGGAUACGGUGCGGGCCAUAGAAUUAGUAUCUGACCUCACAGGCAUAAUGAAACCAUACAAACAUAACAAAACAGCGUUAUUGUCAGGGAAUACUUGAUCGACUGCAUUGCAUUUCUCAAAGGAUCGACUGCAUUGCAUUUUUCAAAGCACAGGUUUUAACACUAGGCUACGCUCACACAGAGAACAAGUAUAUCAUUUCAGGUUACUGAGUUUUCAGCAGCAUGAUCCGUUCGUAUAUUCCCAUCAGCGUGGCUUCGGCUUUCGGGUUCCAGUGUGUCAACUUUCUGUUCAACUAUGACUUACCUCUGAUCCCGUCGCCUGUUGGGAAGUUUGCUGACAAGGAGCGGUAUCGAUGGCGCAACGCAGGCACUGCGCUGGUCAGCGAUUUCAUUAUAUCCGGAAUUGUUAUUUACUGUUUGUAUAGCCAGCCAGGACUAUGGAGCGAUCCGGUGAGGCACUACGCCGUGUCAGUCGAAGUUUGCUUCGCAGUGCUAUCCGGGUUUUACAUGCACGAAACGUAUGAUCUGCUGACUCACAAUCCCUUAUUCAAGGAUUGGUUGCUUGUUUUUCACCACGGCAUUGUGAUUUCCACAUUCUUCAUGAUGAGUAUCGAGCACAUAGCAAUGGGCAUCUUGACAAUAAACCUACUGAACGAAGUGAACGCCAUCUUCCUUCACUCCCGCAAACUCCUGCUGAUGCAUGGAGUCUCCAAACACAGCUUUUCCUAUGGCGUUCACGUGCUUCUCAACCUCGGUACCUUCUUUGUUCUGCGCCUGAUACCGUUGGCGUUCGCCGUUUACCACUCCUUCACCCAGCCAAUGCCGUAUUACCUGGAGAUAGUGAUGCCCUGCAUGACCACGGGCGUUGCUAUCGUCGACGUCCUCCAGCUUUGGAGUUUGAUCCGCAGUGAUCUUUUGUCGAAGGCCAGGGAUGGAAAAGAUUAGGACUUCAAGGACAUCUAGGCCUUUAUAGACCAUUGUCAUGUUGCGGCCAUCUUGAUUUUCCCCAUUCAAAUCUACGUAACCAAAGAGAGGCUGGAAGGAAAAAUAGUCUGGCUCCUUUGGCACCAAAAGCAUUAUCAUUCAGUACUGCUUUUUGAUACAGGGAACAUGACUGAACUGGGGGCAGCAUGGUAAAGGGGUCACUCAUGUCAACGGUUCAAUAUUUUAUAAAGCAUCAGUUCGGAAUCUUUCCAUUUUUGGUUUUUGAACUGAACAUUAAAAAGGAAUGUACGAAAGGUUGUCAGGUCAGAGAGGAAGCCGGAGCCGAAUCCGAUGUUUAAAGAAUACAUGUAUCCAAUGUGGAUGGGGAACAUUCCCGCUCUCUUAUUGGAAAAAUGUUCUCUGAAACCACCGACGUGUUCGUGGCGUAAAUGAAGGGGAUGCAUACCUAUGUUGCCCAAUACCUAUGUUCCCCAACCCUAACCCUAACCCUAAGGAUUUUGGGAACAUAGGUAUUGGAGAACAUAGGUAUAGGGGAACAUGGAUUGGGGAACAUAUAGGGUAUACCCCAACGAAGGCCUAGUAUUAUUUCGUACGUGCCGUGUUCAAUACUGAGCAGGUCAUGAUGUGGUAUUCGUCAAAAUCGUAUUGUGUACUUCAUAUAAAACUUGUUUCCCUGUUUACGUUUUCCUGAUCAAUAAUUCGUAUUAAGUAGAAUUAUAUGGUAUUCGUCUUACAUUAGAAACACACUCUUGGAAAAAAUGGUCCGAUUAACUUAUUCUUUAUGAUGGGACUUGCGGUUUUGCCGAAGUCAAUUGAGCGUGAUCGGCUGACUGAUAAGGUUUACGCCCAAAACCCCCGGCCAAUGAGGUUUUGUAUAGAAAGCUGCCGGACCACUUUUUGCGAGAGUGUGCCGGUAAUGCUCAGCCUGCAUACUACCAAAUUUGCCAAUGGCACCCCUACGUUUUCUCGUGCAAAUAGGACCAUAAAUGUAUCAAAUCUGCCCUUAGAUAAUAUCCCAAAAGCUAGGCAGAUGAUCCUCUGCUAUAUUCGCACGAUUCAACCGAUUUUUAAACUAGACGGUCUCGUUUUUAACAAAAAUUUGUGGGGUCACUGUUUAUACAAAUGACUCGCGUAGAAAUUUUGAAACACUGAUCAAAAUCAUGGCGCCCGCUGUCGGUCUUAUUGCGCCAUUCUGAUAUAUCGUCUGUCUAGCUCCCACCCCCCCCCCCCCACACACACCGAAAAAUAAUAGUAAUUAAAUACUGUUUAAAAAUGUGCUCGUUUAUUCAGAAUUUCAUAAAGCAUAUUCCAAGCUGGAAAAAAAAAAAUAAAACCCGUUGUGACAUCCGUCGCGGCAUGUGACAUAUACCCA
Messenger RNA from Patiria miniata (bat star), 2367 nucleotides. RefSeq names its product TLC domain-containing protein 2-like. NCBI's taxonomy places the organism in Eukaryota, Metazoa, Echinodermata, Asteroidea, Valvatida, Asterinidae. Gene Ontology annotation, cellular component: plasma membrane. The record is from RefSeq and is a predicted model, not a curated record. The transcript is spliced from 4 exons. The coding region runs from base 273 to 995 and encodes 240 amino acids. Gene Ontology annotation, biological process: regulation of membrane lipid distribution; plasma membrane organization; phospholipid homeostasis.